Salvelinus fontinalis (brook trout) is the source of this 7598-nucleotide messenger RNA. RefSeq names its product collagenase 3-like. The coding region runs from base 5871 to 7292 and encodes 473 amino acids. The record is from RefSeq and is a predicted model, not a curated record. The transcript has 12 exons. Gene Ontology annotation, biological process: extracellular matrix organization; proteolysis; collagen catabolic process. Lineage: Eukaryota; Metazoa; Chordata; Actinopteri; Salmoniformes; Salmonidae. Gene Ontology annotation, cellular component: extracellular matrix. Gene Ontology annotation, molecular function: zinc ion binding; metalloendopeptidase activity.
GCAUUUUAGAGUGCUGCCACUAAUGAGAGGUCAAGUUUGAGAUGGUUUUAUUGGCAGGCUUUUAGAGGCUCCUACAAAGGCAGUGAGUGCAGCCUUGCUCAGGUGUGUGGCUGGUUCUACUGUUUGAACAAGAGAUAUUCCUUAAUAGGUUGACCCUAUUAUUUCAGAGGUGAUCUUGUGAUUGACUGGGCUGUAGUGGAGCGGGUCGAGAGUUCCAAGCUCCUUGGUGUCCACAUCCCUAAACAAACUAUCAUGGUCCAAACACACCAAGACAGUCGUGAAGAGUGCAUGACAACACCUUUUCCCAGUCAGGAGACUGAAAAGAUUUGGCAUGGGUCCCCAGAUCCUCAAAAAGUUCUACAGCUGCACCAUUGAGAGCAUCCUGAUUGGUUGCAUCACUGCCAGAAUGGGGAGUUUCAGAGCUACAAGUGAGAAGCGCUACAGGUGAGAACAGAAACCCUGAGCUACAGGUGAGAACAGAAACCCUGAGCUACAGGUGAGAACAGCAACCCAGAGCUACAGGUGAGAACAGCAACACAGAGCUACAGGUGAGAACAGCAACACAGAGCUACAGGUGAGAACAGCAACCCUGAGCUACAGGUGAGAACAGCAACCCUGAGCUACAGGUGAGAACAGCAACCCUGAGCUACAGGUGAGAACAGCAACCCUGAGCUACAGAUGAGAACAGCAAACCUGAGCUACAGGUGAGAACAGAAACCCUGAGCUACAGGUGAGAACAGAAACCCUGAGCUACAGGUGAGAACAGCAACCCAGAGCUACAGGUGAGAACAGCAACCCUGAGCUACAGGUGAGAACAGCAACCCUGAGCUACAGGUGAGAACAGCAACCCUGAGCUACAUGUGAGAACAGCAACCCUGAGCUACAGGUGAGAACAGCAACCCUGAGCUACAGGUGAGAACAGCAACCCUGAGCUACAGGUGAGAACAGCAACCCUGAGCUACAGUGCCUGCCAGCUCUGUAAAAAAGCUGUUCCCUCCCCUCACCCCGAGGAUCUCCAGUUAACAUUCAGCCAUGAGGUCCUCACAGAUCAGGAGAGCCUUCAGAGGGGCCUGGAAGAUCUGAGAUAAGGUCAUCCCCAGCCGGUUCCGCCGGAGGAGCAGAAGGGACGCUGACAUCGUCAUCGUCUUCUACAGUGAAGUUUGCAGAAGCACCUUUGGCAGUGAUUACAGCUGUGAGUAUUUUUGGGUAAGUCUCUAAGAUCUUUACACACCUGGAUUGUACAAUAUUUGCAUAUUAUUCUUUUUAAAUCUUCAAGCUCUGUCAAGUUGAUUGUUCAUCAAUGCUAGACAGUCAUUUUCAAGUCUUGUCAUAGAUUUUGAAGCCAAUUUAAGUCAAAACUGUAACUAGGCCACUCAGGAAUAUUCAAUGUCAUCUUGGUAAGCAACUCCAGUGUAUAUUUGGCCUUGUGUUUGAGGUCAUUGUCCUGCUGAAAGGUGAAUUCGUAUCCCAGUGUGUGUUGGAAAGCAGACUGAAACAGGUUUUCAUCUAGGAUUUUGCCUGUGCUUAUAGUUGUAUUUUUUUUAUCCAAACAAACUCUUAAGUUCUUGCCGAUGACAAGCAUAUCCAUAACAUUAUGCAGCCACCACCAUGCUUGAAAAUAUGAAGAGUGGUUCUCAGUUAUGUGUUGUGUUGGAUUUGCCCCUAACAUAACACUUUGUAUUCAGGACAUUUUUUAUUUAAUUAUUUAUUUAACCUUUAUUUAACCAGGUAGGCUAGUUGAGAACAAGUUCUCAUUUACAACUGCGACCUGGCCAAGAUAAAGCAAAGCAGUGUGACACAGACAACAACACAGUUACACAUGGAAUAAACAAUAAACAAGUCAAUGACACAGUAGAAAAAAAAGAAAGUCUAUAUACAGUGUGUGCAAAAGGCAUGAGGAGGUAGGCAAUAAAUAGGCCAUAGGAGCGAAUAAUUACAAUUUAGCAGAUUAACACUGGAGUGAUAAAUGAGCAGAUGAUGAUGUGCAAGUAGAGAUACUGGUGUGCAAAAGAGCAGAAAAGUAAAUAAAAAUAGUAUGGGGAUGAGGCUGAAGACAUUCCUGUGUUGUCUUGGCUGUGUGGUUAGGAUCGUUGUACUGUUGGAAGGGGAACCUUCCAGUCUGAGGUGCUCUGGAGCAGGUUUUCAUCAAGGAUCUCUUUGUACUUUGCUCUGUUCAUCUUUCCCUCGAUCCUGACUAGUUUCCCAGUCCCUGCCGCUGAAUAACAUCCCCACAGCAUGAUGCUGCCACCACCAUGCUUCACCGUAGGGAUGGUGCCAGUUUUCCUCCAGACGUGAUGCUUGGCAUUCAGGCCAAAGAGUUCAGUCUUGGUUUCAUCAGACCAGAAAGGCUUCUUAACAGCUUCUACCCCCAAACCAUAAGACUGCUGAACAGCUAAUUAAAUGGCUACACUGACUAUUUUUAUUGACCCCCCCCCCCUGUUUAUUAUCUAUGCUUAGUCACUUUACCCCUACCUACAUGUACAUAUUACUUCAAUUACCUCGACUAACCUGUGCCCCCGCACAUUGACUCGAUACCGGUACCCCCUGUAUACAGCCUCGUUAUUGUUAUUUUAUUGUUGCUCUUAUUUUUUUACUUUAGUUUACAUAGUAAAUAUUUUCUUAACUCUUAUUUUUCGUAAAACUGCAUGGUUGGUUAAUUCAGCACACUUUGAGCAGAGUUUGUUGAAUGAACAAACUUUAACACAGUAGCUCAAAUUCUUGUCCAUUUGAAGUCCACUCAAUUCACAGAAUAAUGCUGAUUAAGCAAUUGGUUAACUUGGCUUUUUUACAGUGUACUGUGUAUCAUAACCUGAGGGCAGUUCUGAUUCUGAAUGAUCUUCAGGUAGAAUGUCAUCACACUCCACAUACUCAAUUAUCUUUUCUAUUCCCAACAGAAUUAAUCUACUUCUUCAAGGGGAAUGUUAAGUAGAAAUAUGACCCCAAACUCAAACAUGUCACUGCCACAGGGCCUGCCAAUGAGUUGUUGGAGUGUACUGGACAACUUAACAACAACACACUGAAGAGUGGAGAUAGCAAAGUCAUCUUCUGCUCAAAAUCUCACGCUCUCCCUUAACCAGAGACGGUUGUCCAGAUUAGGGAAGACUCAAUAGAGGAACUGAGUCAGAUGCAUGAAAGAGAAGUGUCAUUUUGAUCUGGAAACAACCACAACAAGUUGGUUUACAUCAUCAAAUAGACUCUGCAAUGUCUUAUUACAGAAUCGCACAGCUUUUAGCGAUGAAACAUUCUGUAAGCAGGAUAGCUAUUGAAAUCCUUGGUUGAAUUGACAGUAUGCUGUCCGCUCAGGGAAGUGAUGAAAGGUGUUGCAUGGUUAUUUGAUGUGACACAACCUGAUUGUCACGCCCUGGCCUUAGUUAUCUUUGUUUUCUGUAUUAUUUUAGUUAGGUCAGGGUGUGACAGGGGGGAUGUUUGUGUGUAUUUGUCUCGUCUUGGGUGUUUGUAUUGUAUAGGGGGUUUUGUUGAGUGUAUGGGGUUGUGUUCAGUAUAGAUGUUUAGGAAAGUCUAUGUUUGCCUGGUUUGGUUCUCAAUCAGAGACAGCUGUUUAUUGUUGUCUCUGAUUGGGAGCCAUAUUUAAGGCAGCCAUAGGCAUUAGGCUAUUGUGGGUAAUUGUCUAUGUGAUGUUGCAUGUUUGCACUCAGUAUUAUAGCGGUCACAUUCGUUUUGUUAUUUUGUAUUGUUUGUUAAGUGUUCUUCGUUAUUAAAAAGAAGAAUGUAUUUCUCUCACGCUGCGCCUUGGUCUCCUCACUACGACGAUCGUGACACUGAUAAUGAUGAAAUGAUAUAAUAAAUAAAGUAUAAUGCUAUAAAAAGUCUAAUCAGGGUUAAACCAGAUUACAAGAUGUCUAAAAGCCCAGGAACUAGUGUCUAGCAUUGUUACACCUACUGCCUAAUGAUUACUGUGCAUUGCCUCUGAUAUAAAACAUUUAUAAACUAUACAAUUAUUAUAUAUUAAGUGUGAAAUGCUCUUUCACGAUAUGAAACAAUAAUUCCAAUCUUGCGGGAAGCCUUCAUCUAAUGGAAGUGGCCUCCGGAAGUGUUUUGCUCUCAUGAAGUUCGCACAAAGCUUUCCCACCGACAGGCAGUGUCAUACCAUAGCUACGGGAUUGCUUGCUUGUGUCUGUGUCAUUCAUAGCACUAGAACCCCCCCCAGGAAAAAAAAAUAUAUACUUUGGGGAACCAUUUACCCAUCGAUAUUGAUUUAAAAAAUACAUAAAUGUAUAUCUGUUCUAUAAACAGUGCCACUUGCCUCACCAGGCGCAUUUGUUUUUGUUAAGUUUUUUAGGAAAUGAGCAUCCAGUAUCAUGGUUAAAAAAAAAUCUUAGUACAUACUGCUGUUCUAUCACACAUGCAAUGAUGUCUGUGUGAAAAAACAUUGUUUGAAGUAACAUCUUUGUUAUUGUAAUAUUGCAAACGGAUGUGUCAGUUUCACAGCUAUAAAUUACAGUUCAAGGUUGACUAAUGCUAUUGACUAUCGCAAUUACCUGAGACCAUUGAGUCAUACAGUACAGUAUGUGGGAAGGAUAGUUCCUCUUGUUGCCCCAUGUUGGAAGAUUGCAGAUGCUGACUGAAACAUAAGAAGUAUUUUUUCACAGCUGAAUUGUGUACCAGGUAACAAUGAAUGAAAACCAACAGUGUAAAAAUUACCGGGGGUGUUGACAGCCUAGGUGUCAAUGUAACUUCAUUAUUUCAUAGUUAUGCUCCUGUAAAUGAGCUAAACUGCUCUAGACUAUUUGAAUCCUCAUUUAAAUGAUUCACUGCAUGUUUAUUUGCUAUAGGUUGUUGGCAGCAUAGCCCAUUGUGACAGGACUGAUGAGUAAAGGUUGGCAUGCUACUAAUUGAGAGUAGGCUACUAUGAAUCCGUGGGGUUGCCCUGGCGAUGCCAACUUAGCGUGACUCUGUCUGUCUGACUGUCCUCAGCACUGCUCAUUUAAAACCAUUACCUUCCCUUUACAUACUCCAUGGUCAUAAUCAGUUGUUCAGUUUAUUAUCAAUGUGUCCAUGUAAAUUACAAUAAUGUAUUUAUUACACACAUAUUACACUAGAGGCCCAGAGGCUAGAGAAGAGGCGCUGCACUGCGGCUGACCCUGUGCUACUCCCAAAGUAUGGUAUUUUUCCACUUCUGAUGGACUAUAGUGCUACAGGCGCACAUUUCUUGAUUGAUGUAUAUCAUGGGUCGUUGCACUAAAGUAGUUUGGUGCCGGUGUCUGUGAAAUGGGACAGCAGCCAACUAGCCAAGUCCAUGGGCUGCAUCGGUUUCCUCUCUCUUUCUUUUUAAUAACCAAAUAUGAUAUUUACUUUCGUUUUGAUAAAUCAAUGUCAUAUCACUCUUUUACACUUGACUUAAUAUGAUGGAAAUAAUCCUUCCCUCCUAUACAUGCAAUAACAAGUUUUUCUGAGAGAGUGGUACAUUCUACAAUACUAAGUACACUAAGUGUUUUUCGCAAUAACUUAGUAAUUUAGAAUGUGAAAUACACAAUAGAUUGAUGUCAGCAAGUAAGACAAAUAUAAAUCAAUAUACCAAUCAUUUAGAGGAUAUGACUAUUGAUAAAACAUUUAUUUUAAGCUUGUUGAGCUUUAUUUCUGUGUCUGAAUACAGUUUGUGGGUAUUUUCUUCUUCCAAUUUAUAGUACAUUCCAGUACAUUAUGAAAAGUAAUUACGAUUAAGGCAGUGUUUUUGUCUGUCAUAAUGUAUUUGGUGUCUGUCAUCACCUUGAUUUCCUUCCUCUUGUUUGAUGAGGGUUUUUACCAGUGAUGACUCACUGAAAUUGCUCAACUCUCCGGGCUUUGAGUGUAUAUAAGACGUCUCCUGGCCACACACCACACAAAGAAGACACUCUUGAGGAAGAAGCAUCAUGAAGACUUUCAAUCUGUGCUUACUACUAAUCAACCUGGCAUUAGUGGUUUACUCUUUGCCAAUAUCGCCACCUAGUGAAGAAGAUGAAGCCUUUGCAGAGACGUACCUGAAGAGGUUUUUUAACCUGACAGAGGAGACGGGUCCUGCGUUCAAACGGGGGCCCAGCCAGCGGAGCAGGAAGGUCAGCGAGAUGCAAAAUUUCUUUGGUCUCCAGGUGACAGGAACCUUGGACGCUGAGACUGUGACGAUGAUGAAGAAGCCACGCUGUGGGGUACCUGAUGUCCAACUCAGCCGCUUCACCACCUUCGACAAUCGCAAGUGGCAGACCAACCAGGUUACCUACAGGAUUGAGAACUACACCCCUGACAUGUCUGUGGCUGAGGUGGACAACUCCAUAGAGAGAGCACUACAGGUGUGGGCCAAGGUCUCCCCCCUGAGGUUCACCCGCAUCUACAGCGGCAUCGCUGACAUCAGGAUCUCCUUCGGCACCAGAAAUCAUGGUGAUUCUUACCCCUUCGAUGGCCCUGAUGGCACCCUGGCCCAUGCCUUCUCCCCCGGCCCUGACAUUGGAGGAGAUGCUCAUUUUGACGAUGAUGAGUCCUUCAGCUUCAGCUCAACCAGAGGGUACAACCUGUUCUUGGUGGCUGCCCAUGAGUUUGGCCAUUCCCUUGGUCUCAGCCACUCCACCGACCCUGGAGCGCUGAUGUACCCAGUGUACAGCUACACAGACCCCAGCACCUUCUCUCUGCCCCGCGAUGACGUCAACGGUAUCCAGUACAUCUAUGGUCCAAACACAGAUGUGAACCCCAACCCAGACAAGCCAGAUCCUACACCCCCUUCCACCCCUAAUGCCUGUGACCCCACCCUAGUUUUGGAUGCUGUCACCACUCUGCGUGGGGAGAAGAUGUUCUUCAAGGGCAGGUUCUUCUGGCGUAGCUACUCUCAGAGCAGCAAACCACAACAGAGCCUCAUCAAGAACUUCUGGCCCGAACUCCCCAACAACAUCAAUGCUGCUUACGAGAGCCAGCUAUCUGACAGAGUGUUCCUCUUCAAAGAUAGUCAGGUCUGGGCUCUCUACGGCUAUGACAUCGUCCCCGGUUAUCCCAGAAACCUGAACAGCUUGGGUCUGCCCAGUACCGUGAAAAAAGUUGACGCCGCCCUGUAUGAUGUAGAUUCUCGCAAGACCUUGUUCUUCGUUGAUGACAACUACUACAGUUACGACGAGGCAAAGAAAAGGAUGGACAAAGGUUUCCCCAAGCGUGUUGAUGAAGGGUUCCCAGGCAUGACAAGCAAAGUGACUGCAGCCUUCCAAGACCGAGGCUUUACCUACCUCUAUAGUGGCUCCUACAUGUUUGAGUACAGCAUGAGGACCAGGAGACAGUUACGCGUGCUGGGAAACAACUACUUCCUGCCCUGUUAGAACAUCGUCCCUCAUGAGCCGUUUAAAGUAGCAGCCAUGAACAACAAUGAAUGAAGCCAAAUAUUUUUUUAUAAUAUAUAAUAUAGUUGUUGUAACUUUGACAUUUUAAAGAUUUGUUUUCUAAUAAAUAUUAUUGUCACAUAUCUAUUUAAAUAUCUAUUCAAAUAUCUAUUCAUGUAUCUCAAUUAUUUUAUAUGUUUCUUGAUUAAAUUGUAACCUAAAUAAUCUGAAAACAUGAAUGUAUUGAAUGAAGGCCAAACAAGUUUUUACACUUUGCAAAUUCAAAUAAAUUCCAAGUUAUUGCGA